AUGUGGAAGCAUACCAAUGUGGAUGCACAGGGAAUAGGGCUGAGCCACGUUGCGGAGAAGCCAGUACCGACAAAGCGCCAGUCUUCCACCAAUCGCGAGAGGGAGGCGGGCGACGCGGAGAGGCAUGAUGGGAAGCCAGCAGCCGCGGGCGAAGACGACGAACCGGAGAGGUCAGAGUUCAACAAGACUCACACAGGGGAGGCGAAAGACGGCACGCGCGUCGUCAUGACGCCGCUGCGACAACGCAGGAAGGGGGCGCCACCAGCCAGGGUGGCCGACUCCGAGGAGGAUUCCGAAACGGAAAGUGAGGAAUCGGAAGAGGAGCCAGGGAAACCGGAGAAGGAAGGAAAGGAUGGCGAAUCGGAGGAAGACGAGGAGGAGGAGGGAAUGGAGGGCCCGUCGCCGCGUGACCCCGGCAAGAGAAGCAAGACGACAGACCCAACUCUCGUGAAGUCGAGCAGGAGGGCGGGCACCGCGAAAACAAAGUCCAAGCCUCAGGAAGAAAUCGUGCCGGCCGAUGAAAGCGAGGAGGAGGAGGAGGAGGAGGAGGACGAGGAUGAGGAGGAGGGGAAGGCGCCGAAGAAGAAGGCGAAGGAGGGAUCGCGAGACGACGACAGCGAAGUCACGGAGGGAGAGGACGAGAACGGGGAGGAGGAGGAGGAGGAGGAGGAGGAGGAGGUACCAAAGAAGAAGGGGAAGAACAAGGAGGAAGAGAAGAGGAAGAAGCGAUCGAUACUGAAGAGGACUAAGAGCAGCAAGGACUCUGACGCUGGGGCAGCGGAAGAUGAAGAGGACAAGGACGAGGCAGCGGUCGUCAACGACAAGACGCCGCCCCCGAGUCCGCAGGUCAAAGGUCACACCAAGGAGGCGGAUGCGACGAAAGCCGAAAAGAAGUCUGGUUUCCUCGGUUUCUUCUCGCUGAAGAGGAAGAAGGACGCUCCCUCGCCCUCUCCCAAAAACGUCGAGGGGAGAGAGAGGAAGGGGACGGUGUUGGAGGAGGAUGAGGAGGAGGAAAAGGAACCCACGGAUCAGACGAACGUGGAUGCAGAAA
Priapulus caudatus is the source of this 1051-nucleotide messenger RNA. Its product is annotated as ABC transporter F family member 4-like. The annotation marks the transcript as partial. Lineage: Eukaryota; Metazoa; Priapulida; Priapulimorpha; Priapulimorphida; Priapulidae. The transcript has 7 exons. The record is from RefSeq and is a predicted model, not a curated record.